UGCCACUGAUUCAUGUUUUACUUUAUAUGGGUAGAAAUUUCUGAGAAAUGUUAACGUGGCCACUUGACAAGGUUAAGGGUUAAACUCGACGGAUUGCCAAGAUGUCAUUAGCGUCUGUUUUGCCUAAUAAGGGCACACAUUUCUAUACAAUGUCAACGUGGUCACGUGACAGGCCACCUCGUUACUAUAAAAACGCCGCCGCCAGCCACACGCCGCGCUUACGUGUCUCACUUCGUGAAGAUGUCUGUGCUACCGAUGUGUCUCUUGACCACGAUUUUAGCCAUUUUGGGCAAUUUUGUCCAAUCAACAGAUAGCCUUGGAGUCCUUUCCCUAAGAGACGGCACCAACGAUGUACGCUCAAAGGUAGAUGCCAUUAGAGCCAAGACUUCAGAACUGAACAAGCUCCUUUUGUCUUUGCGAAAUAGUCUUGAUCUUGGUGGAACUACAACCGAUAUCAAGUGCGCAUUUGGCUUUGUGAAGUUCCAACGCUCGUGCUACAAGUUUGUGAUAGAGAACAAGACGUGGCAGCAGGCACAGCAUGACUGUCGUUCCAUGGGGGCAAACCUAGUGUCCAUUAAGUCUUGGGAAGAGCAGAAGUUUAUCUUGGACCACAUAGCCACACACAAAGACCUGUUCCCGAGUUCUCAGGGGUUUCACGCUGGAGCAACAGACACGGCAAUGGAAGGCAUUUGGCAAUGGGUUUCUGACGGAUCUCUGGUCCAAGGAUACUUAGGCUGGGACUUCUUCCAUCGUUGGUAUCAGGACGGAGGCAGAGGCUCGAACUGUCUGCUGCUGUUUGCUCAACGCAAAUAUCUGUGGCAUGACGAGCUCUGCAACAAUAAGGCACAUUCUAUCUGUGAAAUUGAAAAUUGAGAACCUUGAUAUGUUUGCAGUCUGUGUACAGAAUCUGCUUACUUAAGGAAAAAGAAGUUGUAAAAUCAGAUGUAAUUGUAACCAGAUACCUUAUGCUCACCUUGUACACGAGACUCCUUGUGUUCACAAUAAAUCAUCUGAUCUCACCUUG
Lingula anatina is the source of this 1024-nucleotide messenger RNA. RefSeq names its product perlucin-like protein. The record is from RefSeq and is a predicted model, not a curated record. Lineage: Eukaryota; Metazoa; Brachiopoda; Lingulata; Lingulida; Lingulidae.